Mytilus trossulus (common blue mussel) is the source of this 1897-nucleotide messenger RNA. RefSeq lists its product as uncharacterized. The record is from RefSeq and is a predicted model, not a curated record. The transcript is spliced from 3 exons. Bases 28 to 1455 code for a protein of 475 amino acids. Lineage: Eukaryota; Metazoa; Mollusca; Bivalvia; Mytilida; Mytilidae.
AUCAGGUUACAUAGCAUCAUUUCCAUCAUGGAUUACUUACAGAGCGCGGUAAAACUUAUUCCAGCGUGGCUGACUCUUGAUUUUGUCAUCACUGUUUACAAAGUUUGUGCGUUUGUUACUGCUUAUUGUAUGGUACAGAAUAGCAAGAUCAAACGUGACUUCCGGUUGCAGAAGAAGCCCAAGCGAGAACUUACUGCAGAUGAAGAACAGCGAAUGAUUGAGAAGUUUGAAAGAGGAGAUGCUGAAGGAGUACAGUUUGUCACAGAAGCAUUUUAUGACCAUUUAGAAGCAAAGGAGGAGGAGUUUAUUACACGGGAUAUAUUUCUUCUCUCGGACAACAACUGGUACACAUGGGAAGAUUUGAUCGCACAGGAUUCAUUUCCUCACUCAGACAACAACUGCUGUAAAUGGGAUUUAUGUGAUUGCUGUCGCCAAGAGAUUUACACAUCAACCAUGUCAUCUAGUAAGACUGUUGAAAGUUAUGUUGCUGAAAUCAUCACUAAGAUAAAGGAUGCAGAUUAUCCAUACUUAGACACCUUUUACGAUACAUUACAGAAAAUGAGGUCUAGUGGUAAACAAAAACAUGAAGAUAAUUACUGGAAAGUUUUACAAUGUUUGGGUGAGACUGGCUCAGACAUGAUCAUAAGGUCCUUAUUUCUUUGUGAACGAGCAUCGUGUAAAUGUCAUAUCAAUCGUAACCUCUAUGUCCUGAUGCAACUGUUUGUAGAAAUGCAAAGUUCAGUCGCUGUUAUCAAACAUAUCAAUCUAUAUAAAGACAAAGUGGUGUCUGUGUUAUUUAAAGCAGUACGACAGAGGGAAAUUCCAGAACUCUCUCGUAAAGGGUUUGUCAGUUUGUACCGGUGUCUUCUUGUAGGAAAGUUUAGUAUGGUUGAAUUAUACCUCCGCCAUAACAUUUUCAGAGACAUUCAAGAACACAUCAAAUGUAGAUUGCAGUUUUACAGCAUACCUAGUAUGGAGGCGAUUCAGUACUGUGCAAAGAUUCUUCAUGUAAUGGCAUUGCUGGGAGGAACUAACACUCAACGUAGGAUCAAAUCCAGUCAGGCACUUAAACUUUUAAUGGAAUAUGCCAAGAACUUCAAUCCAAACCAUCCUCAGAUGGAGAAAAAUUAUAUCUGGUGCUACCAUAAAGAGGAACUAUUCCUUCAUUUCAACUCCCUGAUUGAAAUUCUGUUUGAGGAAUCCCAGGAGAAUCUUAAAGACAGUUGGCAUCCCAAAGACAAACUGAGUGAAGAUUUAUCAGAUGAAGCUAGUUAUUUCUGUUCCUGUCCUAGUUGUAGAAAGCAGUGUUGUGACAAAGACAAGUUUCUAUAUUGUGGUGCUUGUAAACUAUCCAGAUACUGUAGUGAGAAAUGUCAGAAGGAACAUUGGAAAAAUGGUCAUAAAUCAACAUGCCUCAGUGAUCACUUACAGGAAAAGGACUUCAAAUCAGUUUAAAACUUGUCAUACAAAGUAACGUGUACACGCUUGUUUCCAACAGGAGAGGGUUUUUGUAUACAUACCUCAAUGCUCUGAUUGAUGAUGUCUACAUAAAGACAUUUUCUAUGACUUCAUGUACAUUUUGUACUUGUUUAUUUCAAGCUUUUAAUUUGCUUCUGUUCAAACAAUCCACAAACCAUAAAAGAUUUCCAUGAUGCAAACUUGUAUAAAAGUUAAUUAAGUGAGCCAUUUUAUUUGAAUGUGAUUUUUAUACACGUAUGUAAAUGUGUCACAAAUUUAAAACCUUUUUAAUUACCAUUUCAGUCUGUUUUUAUUGAGAAAAAUCACCUUUUUUGGGGGCAUUUACCACUGUUUACAUGUUCAAUAUCUUCUACUAUGUCUGUAUAAAUACAUAUACAUGUACAAAUGUACAAUAACAUGGGUAUGGAAUUUACUUUAA